Periophthalmus magnuspinnatus is the source of this 3438-nucleotide messenger RNA. RefSeq names its product inactive ubiquitin carboxyl-terminal hydrolase 54-like. The transcript is spliced from 22 exons. The record is from RefSeq and is a predicted model, not a curated record. Gene Ontology annotation, molecular function: cysteine-type deubiquitinase activity. Gene Ontology annotation, biological process: protein deubiquitination. Lineage: Eukaryota; Metazoa; Chordata; Actinopteri; Gobiiformes; Gobiidae. The coding region runs from base 1 to 3366 and encodes 1121 amino acids.
AUGUCGUGGAAGAGGAACUACUUUGCGUCGGGCGGAGGCGGCGGAGGGAUACACGGACUGGUCACUCCCAGAAAUAUGAACUCCAUCGCUCCGAGUAAAGGGUUAAGUAACGAGCCCGGACAAAACAGCUGCUUCCUGAACAGCGCCUUACAGGUUCUGUGGCAUCUGGACAUCUUCAGGAGGAGCUUUCGACAGCUGACCACUCACAAAUGCAUGGAGGACUCCUGUAUCUUCUGCGCCCUCAAGAGUAUCUUCGCUCAGUUCCAGUUCAGCAGUGAGCGGGUCUUGCCCUCUGACCUCCUGCGUUCGGCUUUGGCCAAAACCUUCAAAGACGAGCAGCGAUUCCAGCUUGGCAUCAUGGACGACGCCGCUGAGUGCUUCGAGAAUCUGCUGAUGCGUCUCCACUUCCACAUCAGCGCCGAGAGCAGAGAGGACAUCUGCACCGCCAAACACUGCAUCCCCCAUCAGAAGUUUGCCAUGAUGCUCUUUGAACAGUGCGUUUGUACCAACUGUGGAGCCACUUCAGACCCGCUCCCGUUCAUCCAGAUGGUCCACUACAUCUCCACCACGUCUCUAUGCAGUAACCAGGCGGUGAGGAUGUUGGAGUGCAGAGACAAGCCGACUCCGGACAUGUUUGGGGAGCUGCUCCGAAAUGCAUCCAACAUGGGCGACCUCAGGAACUGUCCCAGUAACUGUGGAGAGGUGCUGCGGAUCCGGCGGGUCCUCAUGAAUUCGCCGGAGAUCGUGUCCAUCGGUUUGGUUUGGGAUUCGGAUCAUUCGGAUCUGGCAGAAGACGUCAUUCACAGCCUGGGAACGUGCUUACGUCUGGGAGAUCUGUUCUUUCGUGUGACGGAGGAGCGAGCGCGUCAGGCGGAGCUGUACUUGGUUGGAAUGGUUUGCUACUACGGCAAACACUAUUCCACCUUCUUCUUCCAAACCAAGCUCCGGAAGUGGAUGUACUUUGACGACGCUCACGUUAAAGAGAUUGGGCCCAAGUGGAAGGACGUUGUGUCUCGCUGUAUAAAGGGCCACUACCAGCCUCUGCUGCUGCUCUACGCUGACCCCCGUGGGACCCCGGUAGUACUGCAGGACAGCCCCAGCCCCUGUUUUAGUCCUAACCCUCAUCUGGAGCUGCACGUCAGCACCAAGGCCGGAUACGACAGUGAAGACUCAGGUCGUGAGCCGUCCAUCUCCUCAGACACUCGCACAGACUCCUCCACAGACAGCAGCGGUCACAGACCCCGCCCCCGCCCGUCGCACCACUCCCCCGGGUCCCACCUCUCCACCGACUCUCAGGCCACUGUGGUGUGUAACUACCAGACUGGGACUACCACGCAGGGACCGGACAUCAGAGGUAGUGUAUUAUCGCUGACAGCUGUGUGUACACCAAACACCUCCUCCUCCUCUUCCUCUCGCCCGCUCUCCUCCUCCUCUUCUUCUCAUCCACUCUCCUCCUCCUCUUCCUCUCGCCCGCUCUCCUCCUCUUCGUCGUCUGGAGUCGGGGGCUGUGAGGGAGGGGUCGGGGGGCCGCACUGGGAGGAUGACAGCACCAGCAGCGAGAGCAAGUCCAGUUCUUCUGGAAGUCGUUACCGGCCGACCUGGAGGCCCCGGAGAGAGGCCCUGAACAUCGACAGCAUCUUCACCCGACAGAAGGCCUCGUGCGUGGGCUACAGCGCUCCGCCGGUGCCCCCUCUACCUCCAGAGCUCCAGGACUCCUUCCCCGCGCCCGGCCCUGCUCCUCCCCCUCCUCCUCCUCUGCAGCAGGGGGCGGCAGAGGCAGAGGGCAGGGAGGAGGCCAUGGGACCCCCGGCCGCUCCGCCCCUGCCCCGAGGAGCGGAACACCAACCACGGCUCAUACAGAGGAUGGAGAGCGGCUACGAGAGCAGUGAGAGGAACAGCACCAGCCCCGACAGAGCAGAAAUGACUCGUUCUUGCGUUUGUCCUGACAGGGAGGUGGGUCAACAGAAGCGCGCCCUGAUGUCUGGACCUUCGUGGAGAUCAGUGCCAAAGUCCAAAAGCAGCGGCGCCAUUUUACAAGAGACGCCUCGGGACGCCACCAACACAGGCCCCGGGCGCAGUGAGCUGGACGAGCUGCAGGAGGAGGUAGUGAGGCGGGCGAGACAGCAGGAGACGCAGAGACGCAGAGAAGCAGAGAGAGAAGCCGCUCGAGGAUUCAACCCUAAACCCAGCAAGUACCUGGAUCUGGACCAGCUACAGCACCAGGCCGUGCUCAGACCCCUGCAUGAGGCUAACGCUCAUAGUGGAUUGGCAGUAGCUGCGUGCAUGAGGAGCAGUGGCGGUCCAAUCAAACGCAGGCAGGAUCAGGAGGCGGGACGGGAGACAGGAAGCGCCCGUCCACAGUGUCCUCGCAGUGAACAACCUGGCCCGGUCCAAGUACUGCUGACGCCCAAUCAGGACGAAGAAGAGGCCCAGGGAUCGGCGAAUCAGGACGCAACAUUCACCUCGGACCCGCCCCCUCCUCCUCCUCCCCCACCACCCUAUCGCCCUCCUUUUUAUGCCAGCCACCCCUGCUCCCCUCAGGCUGGCUGCGCUGGGGGAGUUCUGGGGGAGGGAGGAGAUCCAGGGACAGGGGUGAGGUUGGGUGAGUUGCUCCAGGCCGGAGGGGUGAGCGUGCGGCCUCUGGGGAAACACUUGGCCAUCUCUCUCCCCUCCCUCCCCCUUCGCCUUUGGGAUACGACUCCGCAGACCCGGCCCCCAGCGCCCCCGCCCCCCGUAGAAACACCCAGACCGCAGUCAAAUCCAAUGUGGCAGCCGCCGCGCCCGCACUCCCCCACGCGGCACUGGUCGUCGUGGAGUUUGGACCGUCCCGAUGCCGUGGUAACGCCGUACGACACGCCCCCGGAUCGCUGUCACUCCAUUCGGUCCUCGCAGUCGCUCGUCUACAGCUGUCAGUCCUCCCCCGCGCACUACAGCUCCCAGCAUGCACCUGGGCAGGCACACGGCGAGGAAGCGGAGCUAACAGAACUGGACUCGCUGUACCAGGCCAGUCUGCAGGCUGGGAGGACAGUGUGCAGUCCAUCAGAGAGGCUGAUUUCUCGAGUGGGGGGCCCGGCUCGUUCAAAGACCCCAAACGCAGACAUGGAGAGGACCAUGUACUGCACCGGCACCCCCACCUACCUCAACAAGCCAAUGGUGUUUCGAGAUCGGGCGUUGGGGGCGGGGCCUGAGGACAGUGAGAGCCUGCGGAGAAUCGGACGCAGCCUGAGCGGGACAGUGGUCUCUUCCCGGCGUCACAGACUCACCGCCACACGCAGCUUUGAGGUGACGGGCAGCACGGGGAGCUUCUGGCUUUGUCUCACUGGAGUCAAACUGUCCUCAGACCAGAGUCCUGCGCUGUUCCACUGAUGUACUCCAGAUGCCCCGCAGACUCUCCCCUCUCCUCUGCCCUCUGCUGGUGGGACUGUCCUCUCAACAACA